AUGGACGAAAACUCAACAGAACCAACGACCUUAAGAAAGAGGAUAGAGAGAAUGAAUUGGGAACGUAUUAAGGAGGAUGAGCUGGAACAUGAUUUCGAUUCAUUGGAAGAAAGUGAUGAAGAAGAAGCGUUGGAAAAAGAAAAGUAUUCCUUCUCUCACUCCAAGUGUGUUGAAGAAUCCGUCCGAGUUGAAGACAGUGUGGAUGUAUUUGCAACCACAAAUCAAUUGGAGAAAUAUCUGAUCAAGUUUAAAAAAAACCCGGCUUUCCAAUUUAAACGCGAUAAAGAUUUUCAUUUCGUUAAAGAACAGCUUCAAUGCAAUGCAAGAACCAUCGUUAAGGAGGAGUUCAAAUCCAUUGAAGAGACUGUCAUGACCAAUCAAAACCCAUUUGCUUUUAUCAAGGAAAAUAUUCUCUUUCUUGGACAUGAAGAUAAGAAGAACAAAAUGUGGGAAUAUACCUAUCAAGUUGUAAUAUCAUAUUUCUUUCAACUACUCUUCUACAGAUCUAAGAAUUUCAAGACUGGAAGCCAAGAACUGCAUGAACUUAAAGAAAUGAUCAACUCUCUGAAGAACAUUGAUUCUCAAACUACAACACAGCAAGCCAAAAAACUAAAGAAGAGCAAAACUGCUCAACCCGAUUUUUUUUCAACUUUCAAUAUUGAUGGAGAGUCCAGGUAUUGGCUGGUUUCCUUUGUUGUAGAGCUUCAAAGAAAAGGUUUGAAACCAAAGCAAGACCAUAAGGAUACAUUUAAGAGCUGUUUAUGGUUAAAAAGUGGAAUUCGUCAAUGGCUCAAUUAUUUAACAACUGAAAAGAAGCUCAGCGUUGAAAAUUGCAAAAAGAUCCGAGUGUUUGGAGCUUUGGUUGAUAAGUUUAGAAUAUGUUUUUUAGAAGGAAGAGCACGACCUUGUCCAGAUUUUAGAUUUAGCCAGGACGACGAUUUGGCUGUAGCUGCUCAAUAUUUGGCUGAUAUUCAAAGAUUUUACUCCCAACUGUCUUUUACUGAGUGCUUGAGUGAUUUAUUUGCUCCAGAAACGAAUUAUACCAAAGAUCUUUGUCAAAGAAUUCCAAAAUGUGAAAUUUCCAACAAUUAUGAUACCAAAGACAUCCUCAAUAAUCCCUUUUCGUCAUUGGCUCAGGCCAGUUCUUUCAUUGAGUCACUGUACAACGCUUUUACAUUGGGAAAAGAAACGUUUGUUCCAAAUCCCUACCAGUGCAUGAUAAUUUGGUUUUGUGCUAAAAGUGAAAUUCCAAAAAUUACUGGUGCUGAUCAUUUUUGUAAUGGUGUGUUUGCAGCAUUUGGGAUUAGAAAUGAAUUGCAACCCUUAAAGUUUUACACUAUCACACCCAACGGCUUGUCUUGGGAAUACAUUUUGCAUCACAGUCCCAGAAGUGAGAAUCGCCAACAGGAUGCUCUUAUGAAUAUUUUAAAGCUUGUUGGUGUUCAAAGAUGCUCCAACGAGUUUAAUAUUUCAUCACAUGAUGGAAUUACUUUUUGUACUCUCGCCUGGUGUAAGGAAUUAAGUCAGGAAGUAUUUGUGAAGAUUACCUCUCGAAAGGAGAAUGUAGAGGUGAUGAAUAAGGUGAAAUCUCUUGAACAUGAAGGAAUAUGUAAGAUUUACAGAUAUGAAGUGGUUGAUUCUUUUUACAGUGCUCGGCUUUUUAUCACCAAUUUUUACACACUUCUUGAAAUGGAUGAGAGCAAGAUUAAUGUUUGCGAACUUUAUGUCACAAUUCAAGAGAAGCUUGUUCCAAUAUCAGAAUCAAAGUUAGAUUUUUCAAGUAUGCUCGAGCAAACUUUGGACGUUGUCGAGUUUCUUCACUCCAACAAUAUUGUUCAUUCUGAUCUUUCAUUGAACAAUUUCAUGAUUAGACCUGCAAAACAUGGAAACCCGAAAUCAAGGAUUGUAUUGAUUGAUUUUAAUAAUAGUUUUUUAAAGAAGGAGUGUGGAUGUAUACUCUACACUGGUACAGAAUUACAACUUUUUAAAUUUCCAUACACUCAUCCAAGAAAGGAGUGGAGAGGAAGUGUUUUACGUGAUACUUAUGCCUUGGGUAUUGUCGUUGCAGAAAUGCUAAAGAUAUUCCAUUUCAAGGAAAAGAGAUUUCGAUUCUAUAGCUCAUCUUUGGAAGAAGCAAGAAUUCAAGUACUUGAUUAUUUAAAAAAAGUCAAGGAUCAAAACAGAAACUUUGAAUCCAUGUUUAAGUUCGUUGAUACGCUUCUGAACAUUAAGGAAAAGCUCUCCUCCUUGCAUGAGGCCAGAAAAUUAUUAACAGAGAGAAUUCUUCAACCAUUAGACUUGAAUUGA
Molecule: messenger RNA, 2307 nt
Organism: Naegleria lovaniensis
Lineage: Eukaryota; Heterolobosea; Eutetramitea; Acrasida; Naegleriidae
Exons: 4
Coding region: 1-2307 (768 amino acids)
Biological process (GO): mitotic DNA damage checkpoint signaling; protein phosphorylation
Cellular component (GO): nucleus
Molecular function (GO): protein serine/threonine kinase activity; ATP binding
Source: RefSeq, a predicted model, not a curated record